Messenger RNA from Trichomycterus rosablanca, 1122 nucleotides. Its product is annotated as putative nuclease HARBI1. The coding region runs from base 1 to 1122 and encodes 373 amino acids. The transcript is spliced from 3 exons. The record is from RefSeq and is a predicted model, not a curated record. Lineage: Eukaryota; Metazoa; Chordata; Actinopteri; Siluriformes; Trichomycteridae.
AUGGCACUGAGAAGACAGAGACGCGUGCGAACCUUCCAAGAGCGGAAGAAUGUCUUUGAAAUGUUUGAUGACUUUCAGUUAAUUAAACGAUAUAGACUGGACAGAGCAGGAAUCAUAUUUGUCACUGACUUAGUGAGAGAUGUCAUCUCACCAUCAACUACACGCAGCAACGCCAUCCCAGCUGAAUUAAAAGUAGUGCUGAUGCUUCGUUUUCUUGCUACAGGAAAAAUGCAGCAGUGUAGUGCUGAUGAUUUGGGACCAUCCCAACCAACAAUUAGCCGAGUUGUCAUGCAAACAAUUAUGGCACUUACAGCGCGACACAUUGUCACCCGUUUUAUUGACUUUCCAACAACACCCCGUGUCAUCCAACAGAAGCAAACCCAGUUUAUGCAGAUAGCUGGAUUUCCAGGAGUUGUAGGUGCAAUUGAUGGCACUCACAUAAAGAUCAUUGCUCCCAGCAUUAAUGAGGAUGUUUAUGUGAACAGAAAGAGGUACCACAGCAUCAACACUCAAGUUGUGUUUGAUGCAGAAUACAACAUUUUAGAUGUUGUACCCAAAUGGCCUGGGUCAACCCAUGACGCUCGGAUUUUCACUGAAAGCGGCCUGAACAAACUCUUUGAAACAGGACUUGUGCCACCCGGAUGUCCUCUUUUAGGUGAUAAAGGAUAUCCCUUACGCAGGUGGCUGCUCACACCGUUUUCCAGAGCAGUGACGGAAGCCCAAAUCAACUACAAUAGGGCACACCGUUCUACACGAAGUGUGGUAGAAAGAGGGAUUGGCCAGUGGAAGCGCAGAUUCCACAUUUUACAUUCUGAAAUUCGGUACAGUCCGGAAAAAGUGUGCCGAAUCAUAAUGGCAUGUGAAAUUCUGCAUAAUAUUUGUAAGAAGCGCAACAUCCCUUCCCCCCCAACACUGGAGAACCGUGAUGAUGGUGAUGAAGAUGGAGAUGAGAGCACCCCUGCCAGCACACUUCCUGUAUGUCAUUCGGGAGUGAGUCCUCUACCAGACCUCCUUCAGACGCCCACUCUUCCUCCGGCCAGUCAUGACUUGAGGUGUUUGGAAGCUCGGUCAAAAACGGAGGAGCAGAUGGAGAACCUGUGCUCAAGCCAGCAGGGUCCAUAG